UUAAACAACAGUAAUAAAUUCCUGUCAGGGAUGUAGAAAACAAAAAACAAAACAAAAAAAAACAGCGGUACAAAAACUCCACGUUUUCUUGUGAUACCGGGAUGUUUGAGCCUGCCGCUUCCGCCAGAGAGAGAGAGAGAGAGAGGGCGAGUGAGUGAGUAAGUGAGAGGAGAGAGAGCCAAGUUACUGCGCCCCUGAGGAGACGUGACAGUGGAGCAACUUGAACCUGGAAAGGCUCUCAGGGGUGAUGAUGAGUCUUCUGCAAGCUCAAACCAGGGCAACAUCCUUGAACUUGUGAAAAUGUUCAGCCAAUACGAUAGUGUUCUCAAGCUACAUUUAGAUAGUGUAAAAGAGAAGAAAGUUGGUAAGAAGAAGAGUUGGGUUUCAUUACUGUCAAACAGAACACAAAAUGAUCUCAUAACAGCCCUGGUCACAUUCACAAGAACAGAGAUAAGAAAAGAAAUGGAGGAAGCAAAAAUCUAUUCCAUACUUGUAGAUGAAACCAAUUAUGUAUCUUACUGUGAGCAGGUCUCCUUUGUUGUACGUUAUGUGUCUGAAAUGGAUGUCAAGGAGCGCUUCCUCUAGGUUUGUAAUGUGUCAACCACCACAGGUGAGGAGAUGGAGAAAACAGUUCUGGACCUGUUACAAAUGAAUGACCUACAGAUUGAAAACAUGCGUGGUCAAGGCUACGAUGGCGCUGCCAAUAUGAGUGGUCAGUACAAAGGACUGCAAACAAGAAUACUGCAACACAAUGCCAAGGCUCUAUAUGUCCAUUGCCACGCCCACUGCCUGAAUCUAGUCUUGGUUGAAAGUGUAAAAUCAAGCCUGCACUUUAUCGCCUUUUUCAACCUUGUAGAGAAGCUCUAUGUGUUCUUCACUGCCUCUUCAAAAAGACACACAGCAUUUGUAAAAUGCCAACAGGACCUGCAACCUGGAGAGCGUGUCAUUCAACUACAGAAGCUCUCUGACACACGCUGGGCAUGUAGGGGGAAAGCCCUGAAGGCCCUCAACAAGGUGAUGGAUGCUGUAGUGAAGACCCUCACUGAUCUAACAGUCCAAGAGCCUCCAGAUACUGCUAUGGUGAUGCAAGAAUGUACCUUAAUGCCAUCGACUUUGAGUUCUUACUGUGCCUUGCAAUAGCCACACCAGUUUUUGAUGUCACUGCACUUGCCUCUGAUGCACUCCAGAACCAGAGUAUUGACCUGUCCACGGCAUAUAGUGUUGUUGGGGGAGUGACGGAUACCUUGUCCAAUCUGAGAACAGAAGAACAGUUUUCCAAACUGUUCAAGAAUGCCACAGAAAAGGCAGAGGCUUCUGAAAUCAGCAUUCCCACAGUCCCCCCGGGACAGAAAAGGCAGAGGAAGGUUCCUGCAAAGUAUAAACACAGUUCUACUGCAGCCACAGAGAGCCACUCCUUCAAAUCAGUGGAAGAGUACUACAGAGUGAAGAUGUACUAUCCAUUCCUUGAUGUUCUUUCUCAGGAACUACAUAGGAGAUUUAAGGGAGAUGGGAAGACACAGUCCUUCAAAGUACUCAGUGCACUCCACAGUUUGACAAAGGCCAGCAACUGGGUAGGUAAACAUGUCAUGGGUCCUGACUCUACUGAAGCUGUUCGCACACUGUGCGAAUUCUAUGGAGGAGAAGAAGAGAAGCUGAAGACAGAGCUCAGAGUUUUCUAUGCAUCAUUCUAUGACACUCUCACACUGAAGGGGAUCUUAAGAACACUAAGAGACAACAGUGGACAUGACAUCUUUCCAGCACUGGAAGAAAUGAUGAAAACAUAUGCCACGAUUCCAGUGUCCACUGCCACAGUAGAGAGGUCUUUUUCUAAACUGAAGCUGGUCAAAAACUCACUCAGAGGCCUAUGCACAGAAGAGAGGCUGUCUGAUCUCCUUCUCCUCUCCACUGAAAAAGACGUAGUCAUAAAUCACAAUGAUGUGAUCAACAUCUACAGGGACAUGUGCCCAGAAGGUUGCUGCUUUAAGGCCCCCAGAAGGUUUGGCUACUGAUUGUGCACUGAUUUCACAGCAUUUCAUGGAAGCCCUGAAUUUACAUUGAGGAGCAUAUUUGGGUAUGGGUGGCCUCCAUCCUACAGCCCUCUACUGGCCCCUGGUCCAUAUUUUUGGCCCUGUAUUGCGUUUCAGUUGUUUAGUCUGAGCAUUAAGUGAGAAAGACCAUAAGUUACAACUUGAUGGUGUUUUCAUCAAGUUAAGGGAAGAAGGACAGAUUUUCACAUUGAAGUUUUUUCCAUUUGGGUAUUUAUUUUUGUAUUUUUUUUUUUUUGAAACUGCACUCGUUUCAUUUACAACUCCUGGAAAUGAAAUCAUUAAUCAUUAAAUCAUUUAAUUGCAUCAUUGUCUCAAAUGUUGCACCAACAGUGCAUUUUUAAGAGCAUUUCCUUGGAGAAGUAGCUGACAAACAAAGCUAUCUGUUGGCAUAAAUUUGAACUACACCAAGACUAAACGCACAGUUCAAUUGUCUUUGCAACAGAGUAUAUUUAUUACCCCAAACCAGGAAUACAAACUCAUACAUUGUUUUACAAAGGGUAACAAACUGUUUAACAAAACAAAUUCAUCUUUCCAAGAGGUGGAUUUAAGUUCCUAUCAUAUUGGACAUUUAUUACCUAAAAAUAUUAAUACAUUUUCAAAUUAUAAAAUUAUAUACAUUUAAUUUAGGAUGAGAGAUAACUUAUUGUGGUUAUUGAACUAUUUGGAGGCCAAAUUAAAAUGUAAAGGUCCCUACUAACCAGCAAAUCACAAGGUUGUGGCAAUAAUAGAAUUAUGCAUGGAAAGGUCUAAGUGUGUGAAAUAAUAUAUGAAAUGUGCUAAAACUUUAAAACGCAAAAAUGGGGCACCCUUGAAAAGAUUAAUAUAUCUGUACCGUAACAAUAAACUGUAGGUAAAAUAUGUUUACAAACACAGAGAAAAAACAUAUUAUUUUUCCAUGCAAACAGCAAAAAGCUCAUCAGACCUUCAGCAGUCAAUAUCAAUGCUGGACAGCAGCUCCUCCAAGGCCUCCAGCUUCUGAUUGGCCUCCUCAAUCUCACUGUACGUCUGCACGUUGCUGGCGAUAUGGUAACGUAUGUCAUCCACCAAAGGGACGGAGUCGGUCUCGUGUCGCUUCUCCAGCAAAGCAGCAUCCUCCUUGACCAUCUCAGCAAACUCCUCCUUCUCCACCAGCUGUGGCAGACAAAGUGUUUGUAAAAACUUUGCAAUGAUAUCUUGACUCAGCAAUUUUGGUAUUAUUCACUUGGACAAAAAUAAAUUAAAAUCCAUGGUUAUUACAUUUUUAGAUUUUUUUAAAAACCCUACAAUAUAUACAAAACAAACUUUUAAAUUUUUCAUAUGAAAAUAUACCUUGAUCCUUGGCUUUUCGUGGGCCUAAACAAGAUUUUGUUUGUAGCCCCAUUUCGGUCUUUAACGUUACAUGUGCAACACGCUAGAGCCUAUAGGGCUGACCGCAGCCUAGUGAGUAUUGUAAUACAGUGAUCUCACGCCACAUCGUUUGCGGCUUGUAAAAGUAACUCUGUGGGUGUUAUUUCAUGUCUAGAGGGCUGUUUUAAUGUAAAAAAAAUAUAUUUACAAAGUCGUAAAUCACUGCACGUAAGCAGCUAAGCCCAUGACCUUCGAUCCCGCAGGCUGUACUGCAUCAACAAGCGACAUCAGUGUGUAAAAGAUAUCACCACAUGGGCUCAGGAACACUUCAGAACCCCACCGUCAGUAUCUACAGUUGGUCGCUACAUCUGUAAGUGCAAGUUAAAACUCUCCUAUGCAAGGCGAAAACCGUUUAUCAACAACACCCAGAAACGCCGUCGGCUUCGCCUGGCCUGAGCUCAUCUAAGUUGGACUGAUACAAAGUGUUCUGUGGUCUGACGAGUCCACAUUUCAAAUUGUUUUUGGAAACUGGACGUUGUGUCCUCCGGACCAAAGAGGAAAAGAACCAUCCGGAUUGUUAUAGGCGCAAAGUUGAAAAGCCAGCAUCUGUGAUGGUAUGGGGGUGUAUUAGUGCCCAAGACAUGGGUAACUUACACAUCUGUUAAGGCACCAUUAAUGCUGAAAGGUACAUACAGGUUUUGGAGCAACAUAUGUUGCCAUCCAUGCAACGUUACCAUGGACGCUCCUGCUUAUUUCAGCAAGACAAUGCCAAGCCACGUGUUACAUCAACGUGGCUUCAUAGUAAAAGAGUGCGAGUACUAGACUGGCCUGCCUGUAGUCCAGACCUGUCUCCCAUUGAAAAUGUGUGGCACAUUAUGAAGCCUAAAAUACCACAACGGAGACCCCCGGACUGUUGAACAACUUGAGCUGUACAUCAAACAAGAAUGGGAAAUAAUUACACCUGAGAAGCUUAAAAAUGUGUCUCCUCAGUUCCCAAAUUUUUACUGAGUGUUGUUAAAAGGAAAGGCCAUGUAACACAGUGGUGAACAUGCCCUUUCCCAACUACUUUGGCACGUGUU
Molecule: messenger RNA, 4453 nt
Organism: Entelurus aequoreus (snake pipefish)
Lineage: Eukaryota; Metazoa; Chordata; Actinopteri; Syngnathiformes; Syngnathidae
Product: zinc finger MYM-type protein 1-like
Exons: 2
Coding region: 1092-2009 (305 amino acids)
Biological process (GO): proteolysis
Molecular function (GO): cysteine-type peptidase activity; protein dimerization activity
Source: RefSeq, a predicted model, not a curated record